Molecule: messenger RNA, 3832 nt
Organism: Ceratitis capitata (Mediterranean fruit fly)
Lineage: Eukaryota; Metazoa; Arthropoda; Insecta; Diptera; Tephritidae
Gene: RpII140
Product: DNA-directed RNA polymerase II subunit RPB2
Exons: 7
Coding region: 199-3729 (1176 amino acids)
Biological process (GO): DNA-templated transcription
Cellular component (GO): RNA polymerase II, core complex
Molecular function (GO): DNA-directed RNA polymerase activity; DNA binding; ribonucleoside binding
Source: RefSeq, a predicted model, not a curated record
ACACUCUUGCUCAGCUGUCAUUGUUGACAUUUCAUUUUGACAUUUCUUUGAGUGCCGCUUCUGUGCCACCAAUUGAGUCGCGUUUUCUUAAUUUGUGAAAUAUUUCGAGGAAAAUAAUAUUUUUAAACUUCAUAAUAUUUUUAUAGAAAGUAAAUAUACUUGCAUUAGCCGCACAGAAGUGCUUUGCAAGCCGACAAAAUGAUGUACGAAGAAGAUGAAAUGUACGAGGAGGAGAAUGCGGAGGAAAUCUCCCAUGAAUUGUGGCAGGAGGCUUGUUGGAUCGUAAUUAACGCAUAUUUCGAUGAAAAAGGUUUGGUGCGUCAACAGCUGGACAGUUUCGAUGAAUUUAUACAAAUGUCGGUACAGCGUAUUGUGGAAGACUCGCCGGCAAUCGAUUUACAAGCGGAGGCGCAACAUACAUCUGGCGAAAUAGAGACUCCCCCGCGUUUUCUACUCAAAUUUGAGCAAAUUUAUCUUUCAAAACCCACACAUUGGGAGAAAGAUGGUUCGCCAAGUCCUAUGAUGCCGAACGAAGCACGUUUGCGCAAUCUAACAUAUUCUGCGCCACUAUAUGUGGAUAUAACAAAAACAAAAAUCGUAGAAGGUGCCGAUCCAGUUGAAACGCAGCAUCAGAAAACUUUUAUUGGGAAAAUUCCUAUUAUGUUGCGUUCAACAUACUGUCUGCUGUCACAACUAACAGAUCGUGAUUUAACAGAAUUAAAUGAAUGUCCAUUGGAUCCCGGCGGUUAUUUCAUUAUUAACGGCUCGGAAAAAGUACUGAUCGCUCAAGAGAAAAUGGCUACAAAUACUGUAUAUGUAUUCAGCAUGAAAGAUGGCAAAUACGCAUUCAAAUCUGAAAUUCGUUCUUGUCUUGAACACAGCUCCAGACCAACUUCAACGCUUUGGGUGAAUAUGAUGGCGCGUGGUUCACAAAACAUCAAAAAAUCAGCUAUUGGUCAGCGUAUAAUUGCCAUUUUGCCGUAUAUCAAGCAGGAGAUACCAAUUAUGAUUGUAUUUCGGGCUUUGGGCUUUGUGGCAGACAGAGAUAUUUUAGAGCAUAUCAUUUACGAUUUUGAUGAUCCUGAAAUGAUGGAAAUGGUUAAACCAUCACUUGAUGAAGCUUUCGUCGUUCAAGAGCAAAAUGUUGCCUUGAAUUUCAUUGGUGCGCGUGGUGCACGACCAGGUGUAACAAAAGAUAAACGUAUUAAAUACGCAAAGGAAAUUUUACAAAAAGAAAUGUUGCCACAUGUAGGCGUCUCCGAUUUUUGCGAAACAAAGAAGGCAUACUUUCUGGGUUACAUGGUUCAUCGCCUGCUGCUUGCUUCGCUCGGUCGUCGAGAAUUAGAUGAUCGGGAUCACUACGGUAACAAACGUUUGGAUCUCGCCGGUCCACUACUGGCUUUCCUCUUCCGUGGCCUCUUUAAAAACUUAAUGAAAGAAGUACGGAUGUACACACAGAAGUUCAUCGACCGUGGAAAGGACUUCAACUUGGAAUUGGCCAUUAAAACGAACAUCAUUACUGAUGGUUUGCGUUACUCUUUGGCCACAGGCAAUUGGGGUGAUCAGAAGAAGGCACAUCAAGCCCGUGCAGGCGUAUCUCAGGUGUUGAAUCGUCUAACCUUUGCUUCAACCUUAUCGCAUUUACGUCGCGUCAACUCGCCAAUCGGUCGCGAUGGUAAAUUGGCCAAACCACGUCAAUUGCACAAUACACUUUGGGGCAUGUUGUGUCCAGCCGAGACACCAGAAGGUGCUGCUGUAGGUCUGGUAAAGAACUUGGCUCUUAUGGCAUAUAUUUCGGUCGGCUCGCAGCCUUCCCCGAUUUUGGAGUUCUUGGAAGAGUGGUCUAUGGAAAAUUUAGAAGAAAUUGCACCAUCAGCCAUUGCAGAUGCAACUAAGAUUUUCGUCAAUGGCUGUUGGGUUGGCAUACAUCGAGAUCCUGAACAAUUGAUGGCAACCCUUCGGAAAUUGCGCCGUCAAAUGGAUAUCAUUGUCUCGGAGGUAUCUAUGAUUCGUGAUAUCCGCGAUCGUGAAAUUAGAAUUUACACUGAUGCUGGACGCAUUUGUCGUCCGCUGUUGAUUGUUGAGAAUGGUUCACUGCUAUUGAAGAAAACUCAUGUGGACAUGUUAAAGGAACGUGAUUACAAUAACUAUAGCUGGCAAGUAUUAGUCGCAUCCGGCGUAGUGGAGUACAUUGAUACAUUGGAAGAAGAGACUGUGAUGAUAGCAAUGUCACCGUACGAUUUGAAGCAGGACAAGGAUUACGCAUAUUGUACCACAUAUACGCAUUGUGAAAUUCACCCAGCUAUGAUUUUAGGCGUUUGCGCCUCCAUUAUUCCAUUCCCCGAUCACAACCAGAGUCCACGUAACACCUAUCAAAGCGCUAUGGGUAAACAAGCUAUGGGUGUCUACAUUACCAAUUUCCAUGUGCGGAUGGACACUUUGGCUCAUGUGCUCUACUAUCCUAUGAAGCCUUUGGUCACAACACGUUCUAUGGAGUAUCUACGUUUCAGAGAACUGCCAGCUGGCAUUAACUCAAUUGUAGCCAUUUUAUGUUACACUGGAUACAACCAAGAAGAUUCUGUUAUCUUGAAUGCAUCGGCUGUGGAACGUGGAUUCUUCCGCUCUGUUUUCUACCGUUCAUAUAAGGACUCAGAAAAUAAACGUAUUGGCGAUCAAGAAGAAAACUUUGAAAAGCCCAAUCGUCAAACUUGUCAGGGCAUGCGUAAUGCUCACUACGACAAGUUAGAUGAUGACGGUAUAAUUGCACCUGGCAUUCGUGUAUCAGGCGACGACGUGGUUAUCGGCAAAACUAUAACUUUGCCCGAAAAUGAUGAUGAGCUUGACAGCACCACAAAACGCUUUACCAAGCGAGACGCAUCUACCUUCCUACGUAAUUCCGAAACUGGUAUUGUAGAUCAGGUGAUGUUGACGCUUAAUAGCGAGGGUUACAAGUUCUGUAAGAUUCGUGUGCGCUCGGUGCGUAUACCACAAAUUGGUGACAAGUUUGCUUCACGUCACGGACAAAAGGGUACAUGUGGUAUCCAAUAUCGACAGGAAGAUAUGGCCUUCACAUGCGAGGGCUUGGCACCAGAUAUUAUUAUUAACCCUCACGCUAUUCCAUCUCGUAUGACAAUUGGCCAUUUAAUCGAGUGUCUACAAGGAAAAUUGGGUUCCAACAAGGGUGAAAUCGGUGAUGCUACGCCCUUCAAUGACGCAGUAAACGUACAAAAAAUCUCUACUUUCCUACAAGAGUACGGCUAUCAUUUGCGUGGCAAUGAAGUAAUGUACAAUGGACAUACCGGACGCAAAAUCAAUGCCCAAGUCUUCUUGGGGCCCACAUAUUAUCAACGUUUAAAGCACAUGGUGGAUGACAAAAUUCACUCGCGAGCUCGUGGACCCGUACAGAUUUUGGUGCGCCAACCUAUGGAGGGUAGGGCACGUGACGGCGGUCUACGUUUCGGCGAGAUGGAACGUGAUUGCCAAAUUUCUCAUGGCGCUGCACAAUUUCUUCGUGAACGUCUCUUCGAAGUUUCCGAUCCAUAUCGUAUACACGUUUGUAAUUUCUGUGGUCUUAUCGCUAUAGCCAAUUUGCGUAAUAAUACAUUUGAAUGCAAAGGCUGCAAGAACAAAACUCAAAUAUCACAAGUGCGUUUGCCGUAUGCCGCAAAGUUACUUUUCCAGGAGCUAAUGUCCAUGAAUAUCGCGCCACGUUUGAUGGUUGUCCAGUAAUAAGCGAACGGUCAUUUACACUAUUAUCAUAUUUUAUACUUGUAUUCGAAAUUCUUCAUGGAAUUACAUUCAAUAAAGUAAAAAAAAAUAUUAAUUAAGUAAA